Mobula hypostoma (lesser devil ray) is the source of this 978-nucleotide messenger RNA. It is a transcript of the gene hmgn3, whose product is annotated as high mobility group nucleosomal binding domain 3. The transcript has 7 exons. Bases 139 to 510 code for a protein of 123 amino acids. The record is from RefSeq and is a predicted model, not a curated record. Lineage: Eukaryota; Metazoa; Chordata; Chondrichthyes; Myliobatiformes; Myliobatidae.
UUUGCAUCUGAUCAGCAUGAUAUUAUCAUCCGAUUAGUAAGGUGUUUAGAAAUUGAUCUGUGCUGCUUGGGACUUAAAACUAGCAACGGUAGCUGUGGAGUGCUCCCCAUUAACGUAUCUCUGCCUAGUGUAGUAAUCAUGCCCCCUAAAAGGACGGCACCAAGUGAUGGUGAACAAAAACAGGAUCCAAAAGCAGUUAAGCAGCUCAGAAGAUCUAACAGAUUGGAAAGAAACGCGGCAGCUGCUGCAGCCGCCGCCGCUGCUGCUCCCAAGGAAGAUGCCAAGCCACAGAAACGUGCCAGGAAGAUUUCUCCAAAACCAAAGAAACAGUCCAAAGAGAAGGUAACUAAGGAAGAAGCUGCACCUGCUCAGAAUGGUGAAACAAAAGCUGAAAAGAUCCAUGUUUCUCGAUCCUCUGUUAGCGUGACAUCAGCUAGAAGUAUCCCACCCAGCUCCCUGUCAGUGAAAGGACAGAUUAAGCAUGUGACAGUUAAGGGAACAGAAAACUGAGCCUGCCAAUGAUCAGAAUGACUGAGAAAGCUACCACCAUCUUCAAACAAUUUUGUGUACCUCCUUGUAGAAUUGAAAAUAUUUUUUAUCAAGUAGUUUGUAAAUACAAUUAUUUUUAGGAUAAGUUGUAACUUUUUAGUGUAUGUAGGCUGAUAUACAUUAAGAGAAUAAGGACAUUUGAGACUUCGUACACUAACUAAAAGGCAACAGUUUUCUAAUUGGAAGAAUUUUUGACUCAUUAACAUGCUUUUUCCUGGAAAAAUUUUGGAUGGAUUGUUCAAUGGGCUUUAAUUGUUUGAAAUGGUUACUUCAAAUGUGAUUUUAAAAAGUUGAGAUGUAACCUUGGUUUCUGUUUUUGAAUUUGUUUUAUAUAAAGCAAAAACUGAAUGGUGAUGUGUGCUGAACUUGAUGUGAUCAUCUGCUUGUCCAAUUUGAAAUAAACCGUUCUCCUAUUUACUACAGAGUUAG